AUGGCUGACUCAACUGCUCGUCGCGCUCCACCUGACGGUGGCUGGGGUUGGGUUAUAGCCGGUGUAGCUUUUAUCAUUAACGGCAUUAUAUUAGGAAUUCACAAUUCUUUUGGACUAUUUUUGGAUUAUUUUAUUGAAAAUCAUGUCUUUGGAGUUACAGAUAAAGAUACCGCAGCAGUAGCUGCCGUUGGCUCUCUUUCUUUUGGUAUGACCUUUAUGUUUGGUCCAUUAUCCGGAAUAUUAUGUGAUCAAGUUGGAUUAAGAUUAACUGUCAUAAUCGGCUCUGUCAUCGCCGUAGCUGGAGUUUUAACAACCUCUUUUUGCAAUGAGUUAUAUCAAUUAUAUAUCACAUAUGGCGUUCUUUGGGGCUGCGGCUCUAGUCUUUGUUACACUGCUUCUUUCGUAGCCCUUGGUCGCUACUUUCAUAAACGCAUAUCUUUCGUCAAUGGUUUAGCUACGGCUGGUAGUGGAAUCGGAGGUUUAGCAUUGACACCAUUGAUUAACUGGCUAUUAACUACGUCCGAUUGGCGAGUUACUUAUCAAGUUCUGGCUGGUGUUUGCUCCUUACUUGCGAUAUGCGGAAUAUUUGUUCGUCCUGCUGACCCUUCUAAAUCGAAGAAAACUAGCUGUCUCUUAAGUAAAAAAAUCACUUCUUGCUUGGAUUUCUCUAACUGGCGAAAAAAAUCAUAUAUCGCCUGGGUGUUAUCUGCUGCUGUUGUUGAGACUUGCUACUUCACCCCGUAUAUUUAUUUGGUAAGUAGAACUUUAUUCGGAUAUAUAAGUAAUAUGCUUGUUGCAUACCUUGGCAUAGUAGCUACUGCUAGUAAACUUCUUGUUGGUAAAAUUUGUGAUCAUCCGAAAAUGAAUCGCGUCUACUUUACACAAAUAUGUAUUCUUUUCAUGGCUGUAUGCAUUACGUGUUUGCCGUUAACGACAAACUAUGGUGGUGUCCUAGCAUUUGUUAUCGUUUUUGGUUGGUUCGAUGGUUGCUAUACUGCAUUACUAGCAGUGAUCACCCUAGAUGUGACCGGCCCCGCAAAAUAUGCUCAAGGCUUAGGUCAAUUAUAUAUUGUAAUGUCGAUUAAUAACAUCUUUGGACCUAUAAUUAUAGGUAAGUAUAGAUUAAUCCGCUGA
This is a messenger RNA of Trichoplax adhaerens, 1134 nucleotides long. RefSeq lists its product as uncharacterized. The coding region runs from base 1 to 1134 and encodes 377 amino acids. The record is from RefSeq and is a predicted model, not a curated record. The transcript has 4 exons. Lineage: Eukaryota; Metazoa; Placozoa; Uniplacotomia; Trichoplacea; Trichoplacidae. Gene Ontology annotation, molecular function: monocarboxylic acid transmembrane transporter activity. Gene Ontology annotation, biological process: transmembrane transport.